GCGCUCAAGAGCCUGGACAGCGCCCGUGGUGAGAAGCCAGGAAGAAGGAGGAGGAAGUGGUUAGCAGCACCGGGGUCCCACAUUGCCCACGGUGAUGUUGGCCAGGCGGGUGCUUGGGACCUCACGCAGGGCGGCGCUAGGAUCGGUGGAGGCUGCGCUUGGCGGUUUGAAGUCAAUAUGGGGAAGCAGCCAACAUUUUUGCUCUGCUCUUUCUAAGGGUGUCACAUAUAGGGAACUAAAAAACCUGCUGAGCUCCAAAAACAUUAUGUUAAUUGAUGUUAGAGAUACAUGGGAAGUUCUUGAGCAUGGAAAAAUACCUGGAUCAAUCAAUAUACCAUUGGAUGAGGUGGGGGAAGCUCUACAGAUGAACUCGAGGGAUUUCAAAGAGAAGUACCAUGAAGUGAAGCCAUCCAAAUCCGACCGUCUAGUGUUUUCUUGUUUUGCUGGAGUGAGAAGUAAGAAGGCUAUGGACACAGCAAUAUCGCUUGGCUUUAACAGUGUUCAGCACUAUGCUGGGGGAUGGAAAGAAUGGGUAACCUAUGAGAUUUCUGAGAAGAAACAAGAAAAUUGAGUUCUGGAAUAAGAGAACUCUGUCCUGUGUUCAUACAUCCAAGGACAGUGGAGGAAGCAAAAGAAAUCUCCAGUCUUGGCACCAAAGGAUAU
Molecule: messenger RNA, 663 nt
Organism: Alexandromys fortis (reed vole)
Lineage: Eukaryota; Metazoa; Chordata; Mammalia; Rodentia; Cricetidae
Product: thiosulfate sulfurtransferase/rhodanese-like domain-containing protein 3
Exons: 4
Coding region: 95-571 (158 amino acids)
Molecular function (GO): thiosulfate-cyanide sulfurtransferase activity
Source: RefSeq, a predicted model, not a curated record